This is a messenger RNA of Aethina tumida (small hive beetle), 704 nucleotides long. Its product is annotated as endocuticle structural glycoprotein SgAbd-8. The coding region runs from base 94 to 639 and encodes 181 amino acids. The record is from RefSeq and is a predicted model, not a curated record. Lineage: Eukaryota; Metazoa; Arthropoda; Insecta; Coleoptera; Nitidulidae. Gene Ontology annotation, cellular component: chitin-based extracellular matrix. The transcript has 3 exons. Gene Ontology annotation, molecular function: structural constituent of chitin-based larval cuticle.
AAAAAAAUCAUCGUUAAAUAAUCGCCAUUGUAACCUGCCCAACGAGAUCUCAUCUCCACACUCGUCACCUAUAAAUACUAGGAUUUUUCUCAAAUGUGUCACUCCCGAUCCAGAAUCCAUUGUGUUCGCAUCAAGAUGAUGAAAUUCGUGAUUGUGUCAGCCCUCGUGGCUUUCGUUGCCGCCGACGUUUCCCACUUGGUGCGUCCCGCUUUCCGCCAACCCGCCUACCACCAGCCCGCCUUCCACCAACCUGCCCCAGUAGCCGCCCCCGUCAUCAAGGCCGUGCCAGUUGCCGCCGGACACGGAGCCGAAAUCGCCAUUGUCAGCUUGAAGAACGACAUCUCCCCUGAAGGCAGCUACGACUGGGCUUACCAAACCGCCAACGGAAUUGCCGCCCAAGAAUCCGCCCAAAUCCGUGCCCUUGGACCAGAACAAAUCGCCAAGGCCGCCCAAGGUUCCUUCCAAUGGACCUCUCCCGAAGGAGUACCAGUAGCUAUCCAAUACGUAGCUGACGAAAACGGUUACCAACCAUCCGGUGACGCUAUCCCACAACCACCACCAGUACCAUUGGCCAUCCAAAGGUCUUUGGAAUGGAUCGCUGCCCAUCCACAACCACAAGAACCACUCAGGAGAUUCUAGAUUAAUUUUGACUGUUUUUUGAACGAUGCUGUGAGAUUAUUUUAAUAAAAAAUUAAUUAGAUACA